Messenger RNA from Amyelois transitella, 2493 nucleotides. RefSeq names its product pre-rRNA-processing protein TSR1 homolog (gene Tsr1). The transcript has 10 exons. NCBI's taxonomy places the organism in Eukaryota, Metazoa, Arthropoda, Insecta, Lepidoptera, Pyralidae. Gene Ontology annotation, molecular function: GTPase activity; U3 snoRNA binding; GTP binding. Gene Ontology annotation, biological process: ribosome biogenesis; maturation of SSU-rRNA from tricistronic rRNA transcript (SSU-rRNA, 5.8S rRNA, LSU-rRNA); endonucleolytic cleavage of tricistronic rRNA transcript (SSU-rRNA, 5.8S rRNA, LSU-rRNA). The coding region runs from base 106 to 2475 and encodes 789 amino acids. The record is from RefSeq and is a predicted model, not a curated record. Gene Ontology annotation, cellular component: preribosome, small subunit precursor; nucleus.
CAUCAUAUAAUUUGUAUUAGUCGGUUUCGUUCUGCCAUGCCAUGUGUGUUUUGAUUUUGUAGAUAAAUAUACAUGUAAUUUACACAGUUAAAAUAAUUUCCUACAAUGCAGCAAGCUCAUCGUCCUGGCCAACUAAAGCAAAGCAAUAAGGCACAUAAAUCUCGCCAUCGUUCUAAGCGCGGGAUUGCAGCGGCUGUUAAAGGAAAGGUCAAUGUUAAGGAGUAUGUCCGACGUAAUCGCCACGUGCUUAAGAAAGACGAGCGUCGGCAUCAAGCGCUGCAGCUUCGUAAAAAUAAGCGAGAGGAAGUUUUAGCCAAAAAGCGAGCUUUAGGUGGCAGUCGCUUUCCUCCGUUUUUGGUUUGCGUGGUUCCUCUAAAUGCUCAGCUGGAUGUGCAGUCCGCUCUUGUAAUUCUGAAGACUUGUUCCGAAGGUGCGGUUGUAACACAGUCAGAAAAUGGUAUCCUGCACGUCAGUUUGCCAAACUUCAAACAACGCUUCUCAUUUAUUUGUCCUGAAGUUCACAAUGAAUUUGCUUUACUGGAUGCCUUGAAAAUUGCAGACACUGUUCUUUAUGUUAGUUCUGCCCUUGAUGAACCUGUUGAUGAAUGGGGGGAAAAGGUCCUUGCCCUAUCUAUGGCCCAGGGCAUGCCAACUCCAGUGGUUGUUGCCAUGGACAUAGAAGGUGUACACCCCAAAAAAAGAACAUCAGAAAAACAAAAUGUACAAAAACUCAUAUCCAAAUGGCUGCCAAAUGAAAAAGUCUUACAAUUGGACAAAAGUUCAGAUGGCUUGAAUGUUUUACGUAGGAUUGGCAAUCAGAAACGUAACAUCUUACAUCACAGAGAAAAGAGGCCGUACAUGUUAGCUGAAGAAGUCGAGUAUGUACCUGAUACAGAGGGUGAAAAUGGUACAUUAAAAAUUAGUGGUUACUUAAGAGGAAUGCCACUUAAUGUUAAUGGUUUGAUCCAUAUUACUGGACUGGGUGACUUCCAAAUGUCUAGGAUUGAUGGCCUUGAAGAUCCUCAUCCAUUGAAUCUGGGUAAAGAAAAUGGAAAGUCUGGUGUAGAUGCUAUGGAUGCAGAAGUCACGAAGGUGUCUGUUCUGCAAGUAGCAGAUCCAGCUAAACAAGAGAGUUUGGCUUCUGAGAAUAUACCGGAUCCGAUGGAUGCCGAACAAACCUGGCCCACUGAGGAAGAAAUAGAACAAGCUAACUUGGAGACUAAGAAAAAAAAGCUCAAAGUGAAAGUUCCAAAAGGCUGGUCAGACUACCAAGCUGCCUGGAUCGUCGAAUCUGAUGCGGAAGGGGAUGCUUCAGAAGGCAGUGACAGUGAUGGGGAAGAGCAAGAAGACUUCAUGUCUUGCGAGGAAGACAACUCAGAUGUGGAAGAGGCUGAAGAAGAUAAUGAUUUUGAAUCUGUGACAGAAUCUGAAGUGGCGAUAAGUGAUGAGAAGUACGAUGCUACAAUUGAUGCUCAAGAAGAACAGGAGAUGCUUCAGAAAUUGGUAGCGGCAAAGGAAGAUCAACAGUUUCCAGAUGAGGUCGAUACACCUCGAGACUUGCCAGCAAGGGAGCGGUUCAUGCGCUAUCGAGGUUUGGAGUCGUUCAGGACAUCCCCGUGGGACCCCAAAGAGAAUUUACCGGCGGAUUUCGCGCGGAUAUUCCAGUUUGAGAACUACGAGCGGACAAGGAGGAGGGUGUUUAAGGAGAAUGAGGAUAGUCUUGUUAAUAUGUACGGAUUUUACAUAACAGUCCACGUUAAAGACGUCCGCCAAGACCUGUGGAACGCCUUCAACUCUUCAAACCCCAACGCUCCCUUAGCGGCCUUCGGUCUUCUUCCUCACGAACAUAAGAUGUCCCUUAUGAAUGUAGUUCUGAAGAGAACAGGCGCAAGUGACGAGCCUAUAAAGAGCAAAGAGAGGCUGAUAUUCCAAGUGGGAUAUAGGAGGUUCAUCGUGAAUCCGAUAUUCAGUCAGCACACUAAUGGAAGUAAACAUAAGUACGAGAGGUUCUUCCAGCCAGCAUCCACUUGCGUCGCUUCGUUUUACGCUCCAAUCCAAUUUAGCCCCUCAACAGUUCUUUGUUUCAAGGAGAAAAGAAAUACUAAAUUGCAGUUGCUAGCAUCGGGAGUGUUGUUGUCGUGCAACCCCGACAGGCUCGUUGUAAAGAGGAUUGUUCUUUCUGGACAUCCAUACAAGGUACACAAGAGAUCAGCUGUGAUACGCUUCAUGUUCUUCAACCGGGAAGACGUGCAAUACUUCAAGCCGUGCAAACUGAGAACUAAGUAUGGUCGCACGGGACACAUAAAGGAACCAUUAGGAACUCACGGCCACAUGAAAUGCGUGUUCGACGCGCAGCUGAAGUCGCAGGACACAGUGCUUCUCAACCUUUACAAGCGAAUGUUCCCGAAAUGGACCUACGAAAAUUGUAUAGUGACAGACAGAGACAACAAGAGUGUAGAUACGAUGGAGUCGUAGAAAUAAAGUUAGAAAAAA